AAGAUGGCGUCGUUCAUUUGAAUUUGAGUUCAUCAUCGGUGUUGGGGUAGUUAAACGGAUUUGUGAAUGUGGGCGACAUAAUAUUGUAAUGCAAUGACUUCUUCUCCUUCUUCUGAUAGAAAUAUGGACGAAAACAAGGAACGUAGAUUACGUUUAAGAAAAAAUGUUCUGGAAGAAAUUAUAAGUUCAGAAGAAUCUUACAUAAAGCAAUUGGAUAUGCUACUUAAUGGUUUCGUCCGUCCUGUUCGUGAUAAAAACACAAUACCAAAACAAAAUUUCUCUGCUAUAUUUGGUGACAUUGAACCUCUUUAUUCAUUAAACAUUGUGUUACAUGAAGAGUUGCGUCAAUCAGAAAAUGUUGGAUCUGCUUUCUUUAAAAUAGCACCAUAUCUCAAACUAUACUCUACAUAUGCUCAUGAUUAUGAACUUGCCACCCGUUCCCUACAGGCCUUGAGAAAAUCCAACAAAGCAUUUGAAGCAUUUGUUAGCCAACAAGAACGCUUACCCAAUAUUUCUAGGAAACUGGAAGCUUUGCUAAUAGUGCCAAUUCAGCGUGUUCCCAGAUACCGGCUACUCCUCACUGAAUUGAUUGCCCAUACUGAUCAAACAGAAGAAGAGUACACUAUACUGAAUGCUGCACUUAAGCAAAUUGAAGCUGUUGCCCAUCACAUCAAUGAACAGAUUCGCGAACAGGAAAACGUGCAAAGAAUGAUUCGAAUACAACGUUCACUAGCACAAGGAAACCCUAAAAUAAUCACCCCCGGUCGGCGAUUGAUUAAAGAAGGAAGUUUGAGGAAAGUUUCGGCUGAUAGUGAAUCCGCCCAUCACAGAUAUUUUAUCCUCUUCAAUGACAUGUUGCUGUAUUGUAGAGUUCGUUCCCCUGGUAGUGAAAUUUACCAUAAAGGUUCUCUAAUCUGUAACUGUGUCCUGCCACUUCGUCAUUGUAAAGCAGAAGCCGUAGUAGGAGAUGGAUUGUUCAGAGUGACUUGCAGAGACGAAUGUCUUCUGCUUUGUUCGGAUACCGCUGAAGAAGGCAAAAAAUGGGUUGAAACUAUAAAUGCCGCCGUCCAGCAGUUGGAAGCCAACUUUAGAACGCUUAGAAAGGAGAGCAGCAGCCGACGACCAAUAAAGAAGCGUCAACUGCACCAAAAAGACAGCUUAAUGCGGAAAUUCCACCAAAAGAAACUUACACUAACAGACCAAAAUACCUGUUCCCCAAAUGCUUUUGAGGUGCAAGUGCUUAGGUCCGAAAACAUCGAUUCUCACUCUCCUCGUCAAAACUCUACCAGCAAGUCGCCACGCAUUAUCAAGUUACCCAAAUGGCCGGAGUCAUGUUCCGGGUCGCCUUCGUUCACUUAUUCUCCUCGCAAACUUUUGGCAUUUGUGUCUCCAUCGUCACCACAUUCUUCGCCAGUUCAUGAGGCACCACCAGUAUUUAAUUUCUGUUCUCCGCCUAUCCAAACAGAUUUUACGUUUAAUACAGAUUAAGAUAGCC
Molecule: messenger RNA, 1495 nt
Organism: Daphnia carinata
Lineage: Eukaryota; Metazoa; Arthropoda; Branchiopoda; Diplostraca; Daphniidae
Product: FYVE, RhoGEF and PH domain-containing protein 3-like
Exons: 6
Coding region: 94-1488 (464 amino acids)
Biological process (GO): intracellular signal transduction
Cellular component (GO): cytoplasm
Molecular function (GO): guanyl-nucleotide exchange factor activity
Source: RefSeq, a predicted model, not a curated record